Messenger RNA from Protopterus annectens (West African lungfish), 10203 nucleotides. It is a transcript of the gene SYNJ1, whose product is annotated as synaptojanin 1. The record is from RefSeq and is a predicted model, not a curated record. Gene Ontology annotation, cellular component: perinuclear region of cytoplasm; presynapse. Bases 252 to 5054 code for a protein of 1600 amino acids. Gene Ontology annotation, biological process: synaptic vesicle endocytosis; phosphatidylinositol dephosphorylation; brain development. Lineage: Eukaryota; Metazoa; Chordata; Ceratodontiformes; Protopteridae. Gene Ontology annotation, molecular function: RNA binding; phosphatidylinositol-4,5-bisphosphate 5-phosphatase activity. The transcript is spliced from 32 exons.
AGUCAAUGACUUCUGGACGAUGACAGAUAAGCUUCGAAGACCACACUGAGAACAAAUACGGAAGUACACAUUCUUUAGUGACUAGGAAAUGACGUCUUCGUAUACCGGUAGGACUGAGGUCGCGCUUAUAGGUAUGCUUUGCAGUGCAGAGGUUGGAGACUGUCACCGACGUAAACAGAGAGUUGAGUUGAUACCAGAUGUGUUGCUGUGAGAUUAUCUUGACAGGGUGGUAACUUUCCAUAAAACAAAACAUGGCUUUCAGUAAAGGAUAUCGCAUUUAUCACAAACUAGAUCCUCCUCCCUACAGUGUCAUAGUGGAAACCAGAAACAGAGAGGAAUGUCUGCUAUUCGAGUCUGGUGCAGUAGCUGUUCUCUCAUCUGCAGAAAAAGAAGCAAUUAAAAACAUGUAUUCAAAACUAUUAGAUGCUUAUGGGAUGCUAGGAGUACUGAGACUGAACCUUGGAGAGAACAUGUUACAUUAUCUGGUGCUGGUUACAGGCUGCAUGUCAGUAGGAAAGAUACAAGACUCCGAAGUUUUUAGAGUCACUUCCACGGAUCUAGUGUCUUUGCGAGGUGAUCCUUCUGAUGAAGACCGUAUUUCAGAAGUGCGCAAAGUUUUGAAUUCAGGAAAUUUUUAUUUUGCCUGGUCUGCUACAGGGAUCAGUCUGGACCUAAGUCUAAAUGCUCAUCGCAGAAUGCAGGAGCACACCACAGAUAACCGUUUUUUCUGGAACCAGUCAUUGCACUUGCAUUUGAAGCAUUAUGGUGUCAACUGUGACGAGUGGCUUCUGCGUCUGAUGUGUGGAGGGGUGGAGAUAAGGACCAUUUAUGCAGCUCACAAACAAGCCAAGGCCUGCAUCUUUUCACGGCUGAGUUGUGAAAGAGCUGGGACCAGAUUUAAUGUGCGUGGAACAAAUGAUAAUGGCCAAGUUGCUAAUUUUGUUGAAACUGAACAGGUAAUUUUUCUGGAUGAUUCAGUAGUCUCCUUUAUACAGAUCCGAGGAUCUGUCCCUUUGUUUUGGGAACAACCUGGACUUCAGGUUGGCUCACAUCGUGUAAGAAUGUCCAGGGGGUUUGAAGCCAAUGCACCAGCAUUUGACAGACAUUUUAGAACACUGAAAAAGCUGUAUGGAAAACAAAUUAUUGUAAAUCUUCUUGGUGCCAAGGAAGGAGAAAAUAUGCUAAGCAAAGCAUUCCAGAGUCAUUUGAAGGCUUCUGACCACUAUACAGAUAUUCCAAUGAUCAAUUUUGAUUAUCACCAGAUGGUAAGAGGGGGUAAAGUAGAAAAGCUUCACAGUGUGCUGAUGCCUCAAGUCCAAAAGUUCUUGGCAGAGUGUGGAUUUUUUUAUGCUAACGAAAAUGGUGUUCAGAGACUUCAGAGUGGCACCAAUCGAACCAACUGCUUGGAUUGCCUUGAUCGAACUAACAGCGUGCAGGCUUUCUUUGGACUAGAGAUUUUAAUAAAGCAGCUGGAGUGUCUAGGAUUAACAGAGAAGCCACAAUUAGUAACACGGUUUCAGGAAGUUUUCCGUUCCAUGUGGUCUUUGAAUGGUGACUCCAUCAGUAAAAUCUAUGCAGGCACUGGUGCAUUGGAAGGAAAAGCAAAGCUAAAAGACGGAGCACGAUCUGUGACAAGAACUAUCCAGAAUAACUUUUUUGACAGCUCUAAGCAAGAGGCUAUUGAUAUUUUAUUACUUGGAAACACCCUAAAUAGUGACUUAGCUGAUAAAGCACGUUCUUUGCUAACUACUGGCAAUCUGCAUGUGUCUGAGUUAACUCUGCAGUCAGCAUCACCACGUGUGUUGAAGGCUAUGUGUGAAAAAUUUUAUGAUUACUCAAAACCAAAGCGAAUUCGAGUUUGUGUUGGUACGUGGAAUGUUAAUGGUGGAAAGCAGUUUCGAAGCAUUGCUUUUAGGAACCAGACACUCACCGACUGGCUGUUGGAUGCACCAAAGUUAGCAGGAGUCACGGCUUUUCAAGACAAGAAAAGUAAACCUUAUGAUAUAUUUGCCAUUGGAUUUGAAGAAAUGGUGGAGCUCAAUGCUGGUAAUAUUGUUAAUGCAAGUACUACCAACCAGAAGCUGUGGGCCACUGAACUGCAGAAGGCUGUUUCCAGAGAUUGCAAGUAUGUGUUGUUGGCAUCUGAGCAAUUAGUGGGGGUCUGCCUGUUUGUCUUCAUCAGACCACAACAUGCACCAUAUAUAAGAGAUGUGGCUGUUGACACUGUGAAGACAGGUAUGGGAGGAGCUACAGGCAAUAAAGGUGCUGUGUCCAUUCGGAUGCUUUUUCACACAACUAGUCUUUGUUUUGUAUGUGCCCAUUUUGCUGCUGGUCAGUCACAAGUCAAAGAGAGAAAUGAAGAUUACAUGGAGAUAGUUCGUAAACUCAGUUUUCCUAUGGGCAGAACAUUAUUUUCUCACGAUUAUGUCUUUUGGUGUGGUGACUUUAAUUAUCGUAUUGAUCUCCCAAAUGAAGAGGUGAAAGAAUUAAUCCGGCAGCAGAACUUUGAUGGCCUUAUUGCUGGAGAUCAGCUUGUCAAUCAGAAAAAUGUUGGACAGAUUUUUAGAGGAUUUCUAGAAGGCAAAUUGAAUUUUGCUCCUACAUAUAAAUAUGACUUGUUUUCUGAUGAUUAUGACACCAGUGAAAAAUGCCGCACCCCGGCAUGGACUGAUCGUGUGCUAUGGAGAAGAAGAAAAUGGCCAUUUGACAAAUCAGCUGAAGAACUAGACUUGUUGAAUGCAAGUGAUGGCAGCACCCUGACAUACACCUGGAAUCCUGGCACCCUUGUACAUUAUGGAAGAGCAGAACUCAAAACUUCAGAUCAUAGACCCGUUGUUGCUGUUUUGGAUGUAGAUAUAUUUGAAGUUGACCCAGAAGCGAGACAGAAGAUUUACAAAGAAGCAAUUGCAUUACAGGGACCACCUGAUGGAACUGUGGUUGUCUCUUUAAGUGGUUUAUCCCCUGAAGGGAACUGCUUUGAUGAUGAUUUAAUUGAUCACCUUCUUCAACAAUUUGCAGUUUAUGGAGAAGUCAUACUGAUAAGGUUUGUAGAAUCAAGAAUGUGGGUGACAUUCCUUGAAGGAAGCUCUGCUUUGGGAGCAGUGAGUUUAAAUGGAUCAGAGAUACUUGGGAGGGCUGUAAAUAUUAAUCUUAAAACACCCGAAUGGAUUAGUCAUUUGGAAGAAGAGAUGAAUCUUGACAGCAUCAGUAUUGGUAUGCCAUCCUCAACCAGUUCGACUCUGCUUGGAGAAGAUGCAGAAAUUGCAGCGGAUUAUGACAUGGAAGGAGACAUAGAUGACUACAGUGCAGAAGUUGAGGAAAUCCUUCCCCAGCACCUACAACUGACUAUUGGUCCAUGUCCUGGUACCUCUCCGUCAUCUUCUCCUCGAUCUAGCCCCUGUCCAUCACCCACAAUGCCUGACAUUCCUCCACCUUCCCUUCCAAGUAGACCAGCCAGAGCACCAUCAGCAAAAGCUCCAGGUCCUCCUCCUUCACAAGGUUCUCCAGUGGAUAUUCAACCUGUAGUGCAGCAGAAAGAAGCUAGUCGAACAUUAGAGCCCAAGCGUCCCCCUCCUCCUCGUCCUGGUGCACCACCUGUUCGUCCUGCUCCUCCUCAGAGACCACCACCCCCUUCAGGGGCUAGAAGUCCAGCAGCAAGUAGGAAAGAAUUUGAAGGAGCUCCUCCCAGUCCAGGCAUAAUAAAGAAGGAGAUAGAAGCUCCAAAAAGCCCAGGACUAGCAAGAAAAGAAUUAGAAGUACGAAGCCAAGCUGCUCCUCCUUUGGGAUUUGCAAGUACAGCAACUAGUGCUGCAGUUCGGCCAAGCAUUCCACCAAGAGCAGGUGUUAUUAGUAUACCACAAAGCCUUGUCAGGCCACCGGCAAUGAAGCCAACACCAGAAACAGUAAGCAAACAACAACCAGAGCUUGCAAAAGGACCUGUCUUACUACCUGAACCUCUGAAGCCUCAGAGUGUGAGCCCUUUUCAACCUAUUCCUCCUCCUCCAACAACACCUAGACUAAGUGAACCUUUCAAACCUGUGGCACCGGCUCCGUCAACUCAGACGUCAUUGCUGCCAAACUUAGAACUUCCACCUCAGAGGCCUCCUCGUAGCAAAUCUGCCCAGCAGUUGUCCUCUCAGUCAGUUUCUGCACAGCAGCAAGGAAAAACAAAUGGAAUUUAUGGCGCUAGAACACAGAAUAUAUUAGAUGACCCUUUUGAAGAAGUUUCAUUUGACUUCCAGAAAUCCAGGCCAGCAAUCCAUACAUCAAGUGGAAGAACUAUGCUGCAGUCAUCACAUGCUCAUACAUUUCCUAAUUCAGUGGUAAAACGACCAAAACCACUGCAAAAAGCAUCGACACUGGAAAGAUGUUGGAAUAAUAAGGAAACUGACAACUGCAUGCCAACAGUACUCCAACAGUGUAGUUCUCAAGAAAGACUUCGUUCCUCUCCUAACCCUUUUGUAAAAGAAGCAAAGAUGUUAGGCUGUAACCCCUUUAAUGAAAAACCUGUUUCUAGCCCAUUUGGGCCUAUACAUUCACAGCCUGAACAGUCUGUUUCUAAUCCAUUUAGAACUGUACGUUCAGAAUCUGAAUUGGUGACCAGUAUUAAUACACAGAGCUCAUUUUCUGCUAAUCCAUUUACCUCUUCAUUACCCUCUGAGUUUUCCAAAGACAGGGUAACAUUUUCUGUUGAACCAGAGGCUAACACAUCAUCCUUUCAAGAAAAUCCUUUUGCAUGUGAAAAUGCAAAAUACAAAGGUUGGGUAACCUUUGAUGAUGAUAGCUUCAGUGAAAAGCUAAAAAGGAAAAAUGUAAACUCCCUGCAGGUCAGCAGCUUUGAUUCAAUAAGUUUCUCAGCGCAACAGGAUUCUGGAAAGAAUGCAUUUUCUUGUAUGGAUUUACCUUUGGGAAGUGACUGGAGGAUUAAUGCCCCUGCUUCGAUUCCUAUAGUAACAACUCAAAGACCUCCAGUACCAGCAAGAUUAAACACAGGCCAACCUAUAACAUCUUUGACGUAUGCUCCUUCACCAGAACAAGAGUUUACAGAGCGAUAGAAAUUAUUUAAAAUGCAAAAUGCUUUUGAAGACGUUUUGAUUUAAAAUGUACAGAAAUGGGCUUUAAAUGUGCAAUAUUUUGCUUCUUUGUAACAGAGCUUUAUACUUGAAGACUAGUGAUAACCAUUUGCUUAUCUGUUCUGCAAGUAUACGUACAGUGAAUUGUAAAAAAAAAAAAAACGUUUCUAGGAAAGAAGUGUUUAUUAUUAAUGUAUCUCACCCUCAGUCAUAUAGGUGGAAAAGUUUCUGGAACUGCACUUUUUAUUUAGACUGGGCAGCAGCAGCAUGAUCCAAAAAGCACUUAAUGUUUUUUUUUUAGGACUUUUCUAGCAGUGGCAAUAAUUUUAAUGCUAGCAAAUCACAUGAGAUAGUAUUUUGUCUGGGGAGAGUAGCUUUUUUUUUUUUUUUAAUGCUUAUAUGUUGGAGUAGCCGUACAGCCUAGUAUUACCGUUAGCCGGCAUAACAUUCUUGAGACAGAUGAUGUUUGAGUAUUCCAUCCAGUGAAUGAAAGGGAUUGCAAUUAAUGCCAGUGCACUGCCAGACAGAUUUUUGUCCAUCUUUCCAGUCUGUUGUCUUUGCCUUUUUAUCUGUAGAUUUUUUACUGUACAUCUUUUAAGAGAAGACCUACCAAAUAUCAUUAGACUUAAUUUCAGUUUUACUUUUUACAUUAGAAAAAUUUAUUGGAUAUAGAAGUCAUCAGAUAACAAACAAAAGGGAAAGAUUGGGCAUUAAUGUUAUUGUAUAGUAGUUGGGAUUUUUAAAAAAUUUUGAAACUGAGUCUGUGGACUUAAGAUAGACAACCUUCUGUGCAUCAGUCAGAUGUUACAAAGUCCUAAAAGAAUGGUAUGGUUGGCAGACUAAUGAUACUAGUUAGCUGUCUGAAAGGGCUAGCAAAAGGAAAAAAAAGACUAUCUUUGUGUCUCAUAUAAGUUGUACUACCACACAAUAACAGCUUAAAAAGCCAAAAGGCCUUGUAUUCACAGAAUGUGAAUUCUAAUUUCAGUUGCCCCAGGUGACUCUCCUUCAUGUAUGCCUUGAAAUCACAUUACUAGCGGAAAUGUGAUGUCACUGUUCCCCCUUGCUAACAUAUAUGGUCUGUCUGGUUUCUACUUGUGUAACUAUUGGGGAAAAUACAGAUUUCAUGGCCAUGACAUGAACUUGCAGCUGCACAUUUAAUGUGGUCUCUACAGAAGUUUUUUGUGCCAGUAAUAUAGUUGUACAGGAGCUCUUCAUUUGCAAAAGAAACAGUAAGCCAAGUGAAGCAUUCUUGUACAGCCCCACAGCAGUGAGGAUAAUGGUUUUACUCAUUUUCACUGCCAAAAAUAUCCAUGAUGGUUUGCACAGUUCUGUGUGAACAGGUACUGUGCACAUUUCAUUUUUACUUAAAAAAUGAAUGACAUGCUACUGAUAUCCUUCAGAUAUUCUUUUCCUUUUUUACAUUCACCAUCCCAUGAACUUCCAGUGUAAACUGUGUCACAACCUUCACUCGUUUAGGCACCUUACCUGCAGAGAACCAUCUUCUCAUGCAGCUGAAAUUGAAGAAGCGAGGCGUGUGCAUUUGGUGUAUAUGCAGUAGGUUCAGAAAAUGUGUGUAAUAGAUAGCUAUGGCAGAAAUUGAAACAAUCAUUUUAGCACAUGCUGGUGUUGUAUGUUGUUCCAAGACUGCUGCGUCACUCAAAUUUGUUUGUGUCAUUUUUGUUAUACUCCAGAAAUAGUGUUUGAGUGAUCAUUCUGAUGUGAUUUUGUUUUUAGCCGAAGUAUUGACACAAUCAAAUUUUACUUGCCUCCAGUAUGGUGAUACUUUACCUUUCCUUCGUAUCCAUUGCUCUGUCCCCUAUGACAUAUCUACAAUAACCUGAACCUGUCACUUUUGUACGGAGUUAAGACACUUCUCAGUAGUUUUUAAUGACACACACUGGAUUUUUUUGUUAAUUUUAGGUUUAUAGACAUAGCCUUAUGAAGCUGUUCUUCAUCUAGCAAAAAGCAGUGACUAAUUUCUUGCUUUUGUAAGGAAGCAUUCGCAUGUGCACAAAACAAUGCAGAGAGGAUGUGGAAAUAUUAAAAAAAAACAAGCAAAUUAAUGAUUUUUACAUGUUAAAUCAAUAAAGUGAUCAUAAAACUCUUGGCGCUUGCAACUAUAAAGAUUAUUUAAAAAACUACUGCAUGUUGUCUCAGAAAAGCUUAGCUUCAGGUUACUGUAGUUCAGUCAGAGGAGACUGGACACUUAAGGAAAAGAAAAGACAACUGCAUCAUGAUGUUGUGUUGUAUUGCAGGACUAAAAAAUCCUGAGCUGAAAACAAAAUCAUGUCAGAGUUUAGUUUGGUUUAGUUUAUGUGUCAACCAGCUGCAUUCUUCUCAGACUAAUGGCACUGGAGCUGUACAGUUCAGAGUAACCAAUUCAGCUAGCAUCUUUUUGAGAUAUGAAGAAAACCCGUGUGCACACAUUCAGAACAUGCAGAACCCACCAUUACAGUGACUAGAGAUUAAGACUGAACCCUGGACUAUGGAACAGUGAGGCAGUAGCUUUACCCAUGGAGCCACUACACUGCCCUUAGCUGUUCACAGCACAGCAUUUUAAGGUAGAAAAGAAAGCUAAUAUUACUCAUUUACACUAAUGCUGGGGACAUUAAUCAGUGUAUCAUAAAAACUUGUUUAUUCAGCCUCUGCUCAUAUUUGGCCUGCAACAGCUUUCUUCUCUUUGCAUUCCUGUUGAUCAUUAAAAGUCUGUUGAAUUAAAUUCUCCAGUCAUUGUUGCAAGAGCAGUAGUUUUGACUGUAAGAUCAGUUUAUGGCCCAGAUUUUUUUCAGCUUCUACCCAUAGUUAUGCUUAACAACAUUUGUUGCUCUAUAGUUCCACUGACUAUUAAAAUAUGUUGUGAAAUUCAGGAUAUUUAUAAAUACUACACAGUACUUCUGUCAAACAGCGCUGGUAACAAAUUUGAGUUAUGUCAUCAGUAGUGGUCUGUUUUAUAAGACUGCUUGGAGUAAAAGAAGUCAGUAUCCUGUAAAACCUUGAAAACGCAAGAAGAUUGUAAAAAGUAAUUUUAUAUAUGUUUAUUUUUCAUCUUUCUGAUAGAAUUUUAGCCAAAACAUUACCAUGCUCUUCACCAACUUAUUUCUGACCAGCAUUGCUGCUGCUGCUACUUUAAUUGAGCACUUAGAUUUGGUGCGAAGUAUAUUCAUAUAUGUUUUUUGUUUACAUUAUUUCUAAAUAGUUACUAUAACUAUACUUGUUUGGCUGUUGUGGCUGACCAUCAGCUUCCCCCCAGAUUCCUAUGUCCUGUCUUCAUUCACCUGGUCUGCCAGCCCCUUCUUGUUCCAGGGUUGAUGAAGAGAUUGAGGGUUCUGGGGCAGGAUCAUACUGCUGCUAGGAGUGGGUGUUUUACACACACUCAUGGUGUAUCAUCCCACAUCACUGGUGACUCGACCAAUGCCUCUGCCAUUCCUAGGACUAUGCAUGUCUCCAACAUCUGCUGGAGAUCAUCUGAGGGGUGAGCACUAGCCUUGAAUCAUUAAAAGAGUUUAUCAAAUGGUUAUUGAGUGUUGUGAUGUCUUAGAAAAAUCAGUAUUUUUUUCUUGGCAGUUAAUAUCUUGUGUUAGGAUGUUGCAAGUAUACACGGCACUUGUGUUUCGUGAAGAUUAUAUUUCAUUGAGAACCAUUCUUGGGUCAGUUGCCAUGUGGUAUGAUGGCUUACUCUCCUGAAGGCACUUACUGUUUGUUUUGCAUGAAACUACUUGUGUCUCUGCAUAAUUUAUUAGGUUGGGUAGUGCAUUAAACAGUAUCUCUGCUGAUUGACUUGUUUUAAAUAAGACAGAAUUUAGAGCAUUUUACUAGAGCAAUGUGUAUUUUUUUCAACCAUCUUCAGAAUUUGGCUGUUGUUGUUAUUUGCACAGCAUCUAUGUCUGAUCUUUGCAUACAGUUACCUGAUGCCGCAGAUUAUAUCUUGAUUCUGAAGUCCUCCAUGAUAUUUGGUCUUAAUUGUCCUCAGUCAAAGGACCUUUAUAAUUUCCCAUGUCUGUGAGGUAUGGUUUUGUUUACUUCUUUGGAUUCUCUCCUAGAUCUUCCUGCAAUAAAGGCUUGCAUCAAAACAAGAGAGUGCAGUAAUAUUAGGUACUUGGCAUAAUGGUCGUUCAUCAGAGUAACAUCUAACAAGUAGUAGCUUUUGCAUUGCAGUGUCCUGUAGAAACUAACCAGUCUAGGAGUUGCCUAAAUUGAUGGUAGAAAUGUAGACCUUAUACACUGUCAUACUCAUGAUUUGUGAUGCUAUUUAGUGAACAAUGUUUUGAUGUGCCAGAUAUAAGAAACAUUAGUUCUAAACAUGUUACAAACUGCACGUGUGUGGUGAUUACCUCAUGGAAAUGACUUUUCUCACCCUGGUGAGAAGGCACCUGAAUGUUUUAGGUGGUGCUUCAUGUAUUAAAAUGUUUAUAUAUAGAUGUUGCCUGGUAGCAAAGUCCAGCAAGAGCAGUCUGCUCAGACAUGUGCUUAUUCAUUGCUAUGUUUUAAUAUACAACUAAACUGAAUAUACAUGUAUACACAGUAUGUGUAUUAGGAAACUGCUAAAGAUAUAUUCCCUUCUUUAACUCUUCAAAUGUUACUUUCCUUGCUAAGUGCUUUUAGAAAUCAAAAUGGUAUGUACUUUCUCAGAAAGUUGGUGCAGAUUUCAGAUCUGUUCUACAUAUGAUAUUCCAUUUUCAAAUCCUGCAAGUGGUUUUCCCCUUUUGAAAUGGAUUUUAUGCAUUUUGUUUCUGUGAUAAAGGAAAAUCUAAAUUUAACUUUGUUUUUAUCAUUCUGUUGUGGUAAAUUAGCUCUGUGUUUACCCGUCGAAUGGCUAUUCCACGAACACCAACUGUCAAACGUAAUUUUUAUUGAACAGGCAAAUCAUUGUAAGGAAAUUCAUUGAAGUGUAAUAGUUGGCAGGAAAAUCUAAAUUUAACUUUGUUUUUAUCAUUCUGUUGUGGUAAAUUAGGUUUGUGUUUACCCGUCGAAUGGCUAUUCCACAAACACCAACUGUCAAACGUAAUUUUUAUCGAACAGGCAAAUCAUUGUAAGGAAAUUCAUUGAAGUGUAAUAGUUGGCCAACAACAAAGAAGUACAGCAGUAAAUAAUGUAAACUAAACACACCUUUUUAUAAAUUUGCCCUUUUCUC